CUUUUUAAAUGCAUCCGGUUUAGAUUGUGACGUCACGUUUAGUUGACAUCAUCACUGAAAUAGCAAAAACAAAAGACAUGUCUUACGCUUACCUAUUCAAAUAUAUAAUUAUUGGUGACACAGGUAAUGAAGAGUUCAGCGAGCUCUUUUAAAAUAUUAUCUUAAUAAUACCUAAAUUAUUUUUCUUUUCUUAAACGAUCAGUGUAAAUUACAUAGCUCUCUGCUAAUCAAAAUAGUCCAAUCCAUCAUGGCGGACAAAAGAAACAACUAGUGACUAGUAGUAGUUAGGCUAAUUAAGUAUGCAGUUGUUAAAUGGUGCUUAAUAUUAUACAUUUAGCCUAUAGUAUUUUAUCUUAAGAGUUCAUACAUUGAAAUUUGAUUAAUAGUAGACUUAUGACAUAGUCAAUUAAAUCUAUUCAACAAUAAAUUUGCUCUUUUAAUAUGUACUUAAAUAAGUACAAAAAUUAAAAUUAAGAAUUUUUUUGAUGAUAGUAUAAUUAGAUACGUUGGUCAAAAAUUUAAACAUUUUGUAAAAAUAAACCAAUGUCAUAGUUGAAUAGAGCUAAAUUUUUACAGAAUUAUAACACCAAAAUCAUAUUUUUAGCUCUUGUAGUUUUAAAGUUAUGAAUUUUUAAAGUACGACUUGGUUUGUCCUUUUUUAACAUGGACUGCAUCAUCACAUUCUGUGACCUCAAUCCGCCGAUUGCGUCAUGCGCAAUGACUAUAUAAUAUAUAGUUUAUAUAAGGCAUUCCCUUAUCACUAAAAUACUGUUUAGGGUCGACUUAUUUUAAACGUUCAACUUUGGCACAUGAAUAAUUAAUUACAGCUUUCCCUGACCAAUGGUUUAAUAGUUUUUGCACAAGGCAAACUCUUAUGAAUGAAACUCUGAGAUAGUACUACGUCAUAGCCGUUAUGCAAGUGGUUGUGAAUGGUUGCCAAUGACAACGUGUUGCACAAGGAAAAUUCUGAUCAUUUAUAAUAUGGACUCUACAGGGUUUUUAAAGCUCAAAUUAAAACAUUCCAGUUUAAAUUAGGGGUGUGCCGGAUCCGUUUUUUCCAACCGGAUCCGGAUUUUCUUAUGCGAAAUCCGCCGGAUCCGGAUUCCGGUUUCUCCCGGAUUCCGGAUUUUGGUACUAUCGGUAGAUACUUCGGUAAGUCAAGGUGGACUACUACUUUUUGUGUAUGGGAAUUCGCAAUCGGCGCCAAAAAAUCCGAGUUUUUAAUUUUCCGAUGUGUGUGUCUAUUUAUUAUUAAAUUAGUACUUUCGAUAUAUAUUUGAGUUCCGUUCCAUUUGGAUAAGUGUCUUACGAGAGACGCCAUGUUUCUACGCGUUCGCAGCAGGUUAUGCAGCUCGCUCAACCUAAUUUCGCCAUGGGGUUGGCCACGCCCCCCUUUUUAAUGGCGGAAGUUGACGAUACUUAGGAAAUAUUAAUUUAUUAUCACUAUUUACAUCAAAAUAAUUGAUAACUUGUGUUUCAGAAUGCAUUUAAAGACAUUUAAACUGGAAUGUUUUAAUUUGAGCUUUAACAACCCGGUAGAAUCCAUAUUAUAAAUGAUCAGAAUUUACCGUGUGCAACACGUUGUCAUUGGCAACCAUUCACAGCCACUUGCAUAACUGUAUCGUAGUACUACCUCAGAGUUUCAUUCAUAAGAGUUUGCCGUGUGCAAAAACUAUUAAACCAUUGGUCAGGGAAAGCUUUAAUUAAUUAUUCAUGUGCCAAAGUUGAAAGUUUAAACUAAGUCUAAACAGUAUUUUAGUGAUAAGGCAGGGAAUGCGUUGCCUUAUAUAAACUAUAUAGUCAUUGCGCAUGACGGGAUUGGUGGAAUGAGAUCACAGAAUGUGGAGAUGCAGUCCAUGUUAAAAAAUGACAAACCAAGUCGUACUUUAAAAAUUCAUAACUUUAAAACUACAACAGCUAAAAAUAUGAUUUUGGUGUUAUAAUUCUUUAAAAAAUUACAUCUUUUCAACUAUGCCAUUGGUUUAUUUUUACAAAAAGUUUAAAUUUUCUUAUCAAAGUCCCUACACUAUUGGCCACUAUUAGCGGUGCUGACUCUAGCCUCUGGUAUGUACGGAAUAUUAAACAUUAAACAAGCUCAACGCUCGAAACAAUCGAUUAAUGUAUCGUGAUCGUGUGAAAUUCGGGAAAGAGAAUUACUUUUAUUUCAGAUUAUGAUCCGGUGAGUCACAAAAUCUGGCAAAUUCCGAAAUCCGGUAUAUUCCGGAUUGCGGAAUCCGGUUGUUCCGGAUACAUGUAAAUCCGGCGGAACCGGAUUUCACCGGAUAGUGCAAAAUCCGGCGGAACCGGAUUCCGGACCGGGGUCCGGCACACCCCUAGUUUAAAUGUCUUCAAAAUGCAUCCUGAAACACAAGUUAUCAAAUAUUUUGAUGUAUAUGGUGGUAAUAAUUAAAUAUUUCUUAAGUAUCGGCAACUUCCGCCAUUAAAAAGGAGCGUGGCCCACGCCAUGUCGAAAUUAAACUGAGCCCCCUUAUGAUUAUGGUGAUAUGGGUCACUGGGAGAAGCGUAGCGAACGUGGGACACGACCUACAUCAAUGAGAAUAGGCACAGAUAUAUGUCAAUAUCUAAUGCCUUACACGAUUUAAUAUAAAAGACAUGUUCCUUAUAUUUCACAAAAAAUUUUGUAUUCGAAGAUGCCUUAUAUAUACCAAAGAUUUUCAAAAUGAAGGUCGAUUGAAAAAAGCAAAAUAGCUGGAUGGAGAUGUAGGCCAAGAUGUCUUCCAAAUUAUAAGGCCGGAAACGGAACUCAAAUAUAUGUCGAAAGAACUAAUUUAAUAAUAAAUAGACACACACAUCGGAAAUUUAAAAACUCAGAUUUUUCGGCGCCGACGCCCAUUUCCGAUACACAAAAAGUAGUAGUCUCCCUUGUUUUAUCCAAGUACCUAGUAUAAUUGUUAGGUACGGUACUUUGAUUAGAAAAUUAAAACUUUUUGUAAAAAUAAACCAAUGGCAUAGUUUAAUAGAGAACAUUUUUUAAAGAAUUAUAACACCAAAAUCAUAUUUUAAGCUGUUGUAGUUUUAAAGUUAUGAAUUUUUAAAGUACGACCUCGUUUGUCAUUUUUCAACAUGGACUGCAUCUCCAGAUUCUGUGACCCUAUUCCGCUGUUCACGUCACGAGCUAUAUAACUCUCGUUUUUAUGCAACUUUUAUUUUCAGAACUAAUGCUGUAUUAACAAAUAAUUUUAAUAAUGUUAUACAAUUAUAUAUAAAUUAUAGUUUAUCUAACUAUGCACUAUGUAUAACAAUAAAUUUAAAAUAAUAUAUUAAUAUAUAGCUUUUCUGUUUACCAAAUCUUCAGCGUCCAUUUUGCCGAUAUAUGCUGUAUAGUCAAUAUAAGGCAACGCACCCCAUAAAAUGUUGUUUGGGAUCUACUUAUUUUGAACUUUCAACUUUGUCACAUGACUAAUUAACUAAAGCUUUCCCUGAUCAAUGGUGUUAAUAGUUUUUGCACACAGCAAACUCUUAUGAAUGAAACUUGAGGUAGUACUACGGCAUAGCAUUAUGGAAAUGGCUGUGAAUGGUUUCCCAUGACUUUUUGCACACUGUCAAUUCUGAUCGUUAAUAAUGUGGACUCUACUGGGUUUUUAAAGCUCAAAUUUUAAAAUUCUAGUUUAAAUGUCUUCAAAAUGCAUUCUGAAACACAAGUUAUCAAAUAUUUUGAUGUAUAUAGAGGUAAUAAUGAAUAUUUCCUAAGCUAAGUAUCAGCAUUUUCCGCCAUUUAAAAGGGGGCGGGAUCACUAAUCCAAAAUAGCCUGUGAGACCUUUGCAUAAUGAGGUCAAUGUUGAGGAGAAUUGUGAAAAUGUUUCAUGAGCUAUCUUAAUGAAGUUUUGCACACAUGUACUUCAACAAAUUAUGAAGUCCUACUUUUAAAAUGAAAGACCUACUUUGAAUAUUUAGACCAUAUUUUUUUAUGCGAAGAUGCCUUAUAUUGACAUACAAUUUUGCUUACAUAACGUUGAUAUAAAGAAAAAAUUAACUCAAUGGGAAUGUUGUUCAACAUUUCUCCUAACGUUAAUGGGCGGAGUCAGACCUUAAUUAUAGGCAAAAAGGACACCUAAUUUAUUCAAAUUGCACAUGAAAAAUUAAAAACUCGGACUCCUUUGCGCAGACGCACAUUUCCGAUACAAAUUUACUAGGAGUGUCCUUUGCUUCGGCGGAGUACCUAGAUAAUAGUUAUUUAGAGCGAAUUUCUAAUGAAAAAAAUGAAACCAGUAUCAACUUUUUAGCUUAAGUACUUUUUGAGCUAAGAAUUUUUUUUAAGUGUGAGUUCGUUUAGUAUUUUUUACUAUGGUCACAUCUUGUGACCUCAUUCCGUUGAUCGUGUCAUGCGCAAUGACUAUAUAGUUUAUAUAACUAAAAUACUGUUUAGAGUCGACUUAUUUUAAACUUUCAACUUUGGCACAUGAAUAAUUAAUUACAGCUUUCCCUGACCAAUGGUUUAAUAGUUUUUGCACACGGCAAACUCUUAUCAUGUCAUUAUGAAUGAAACUCUUAGGUAGUACUACGGCAUAGCCAUUAUGCAAGUGGCUGUGAAUGGUUGCCAAUGACAACAUGUUGCACACGGAAAAUUCUGAUCAUUUAUAAUAUGGACUCUACCGGGUUUAAAGCUCAAAUUAAAACAUUCCAGUUUAAAUGUCUUCAAAAUGCAUUCUGAAACACAAGUUAUCAAAUAUUUUGAUGUAACUAGUGGUAAUAAUUUAAUAUUUCCUAAGUAUUGGAAACUUCCGCCAUUAAAAAGGGGGCAUGGUUACAUUCAUCGAAAUUGGGUGAAGUGAACUGCAUGACAUGUUGCGAACCCGUAUAAACAUGGCGUCUCUCGUAUAACACAUAGCAUUGUGAAAAUUGGCAUACAUGCUGAUCAAUACAUGCCCAAUAUGUAUAAAAAAAUUGGGUAGUGCCAUAUCUUUUACUUCGACUUCAUUUUAAUGACGAAAGUUGUCUUAUAUUCACUAAGGAUUUUCUCAAAGCCAAGCUGACCGAUUGUAAAUGAAAAAGAAAUUGAUCAAAAUGUAGGCCAAGAUGUCCUCUAAAGCGAAAGGCCGGAAGAGUAACACAAUUCUGGGAUAUAGUAAUUAUUUUAUGAAUGAAAUAGUACCAACAUCAAAAAAUUAAAAACUCGGAUUUUCGCUCGCCGAGUGCCAUUUCCCACACAAAUUUUUAGUAGUCUCGCUUGCUUUAUGGAAGUACCUACUUUUAACUACAACUAAAACUUUCAAUUCUUAAAUCUAAAUUCUUAAUUUAAUGUUCCUUUUUCUGUUUAACAAUUCAGCAACUGAGCAAUGCAGUAAGCUUUUUUAAGUCUCAGGCUUUUAAUUUUAUACUAAAAAUAGGUAUGGCAGUAAAGCCGUUUUUAAUGAUUUUUUCAUUAAUUCAAGGACUAUUUUUUCAUAAAAUUGCGUUUCUCCACAUGUUUACAAUAAGGGAUACUUAGCCUACUUUCCAUCAUACCGUUGUGCCUUUUUUUAUCUAUAUUAAUUUUCGCAAUUCAUAGGUAUAUAUUAAGCAUCUUUCCCUCAAACAUUUUUGAAGAAAUUAAAAGAACAUGUCUUUCAUAUUAAAUACUGAAAAGCUUGAUAUAUUGUUAUAUUUGUGUGUCCCCAUUCUCAUUGUUAUUUCAUUUCCGACGUUCGGUGCAAGAAACCUACAUUAUCGUAAGGUCGCUCAACCCAAUUUCAACCACGGGUCCUUUUUAAUGGUGGUAGAUGUCGAUAGUAACUAAAUAUUCAAUUUUUACCACUAUUUACAUCAAAAUAUUUGAAAACUUGUGUUUUAAAAUGAACUUAGAGGUAAUUUAAACAAGGAUAUUGUAAUUUGAGGUUUAAAAACUCGGAAGUCCAUAUUAUAAAUGAUCAUAAUUUGCAGUGUUCAAAACUUUGUCUUGGGUAACCAUUCACAGUCUCUUGCAUGUGCUAUGGUAUUAUAGUAUUAUUCUCAUAGUUUCAUUCAUAAGAGAAUAAAUGUGCCAUGUGCAAACAACUCCCCCAACUCAGUAUUUUCGGAUUGGAAAAUAAAAAUGUCAGUUUAAAUGACAAGGAACUGGUAACUGGGAGAAAAUGUCCACCUGGAAGUUCCCUGGCUGUUAAUUUAACUCUCAUAAUAAGUGUAAUUAUUGAAUAAAAAAAUAUGUAGGCCUAUGUGAAAUAAAAUUGAGACUAAUAUGAUGAAUGAAGGCUUGUUGCCAGCAUAAAUAAUAUGAAAUAAGUGUUCUUGAUCCUUUGCAAAUUAGUGCAGUUCUACCUGAAAAUCUCAAUUUUAGGUACUUAUUCUCAGACAAUUAAAGUUUUGAAGUUUGAACAAUGAAAAGAGGUCUAUGUGCCAAAGUUCACAUUUUUAAGGGAUGUUGUAAAUGAAAAUGAUCUUAUAUCCAGAGCUAUAUUAUUCGUUUGAAAAUCGAAGCAAUUAGAUUAUGGUUGCAUGGGGUCCUAUUCCUUGAUGACUAAAGUAAGAAAUAGGCCUAAGAUAUUCCACUCUGAAAGCCAGGAGCUCAGUUUUAUUAAAAAAAAAUAAAAAUACAAGCUAUUCUUAAAAUCUGAAUGGGAUGUUUCUAAAUUUUAACAAUUCAAUGUGAAUUUAAUUAACAAGUUGCUUGCUCAAAAUCAGGUAAACACAUGUGUACGUUUUUGAAAUUUCAAGUAUAAGUCUAAGAUAAAUUGGCGCCAAUUGAAGAAAGAAAAUAGCAAAAUAGAUACAAAUUAAUAUAAUAUUUAAGCUAUUUCCCUAAUUAAAAAAACAACUGACCGAUCUUGCAAAAGUUCCUAACCACUUCUGCCUUAUCAAAAAAAAUGUAUAGGCCAUACAAUUUAUUAUUAAAUUGCAGUGAAUUUUAACUGGCAAUUGGAUCUCCUUCAACAUCAUAUUGACAAUCAUGGGGAUGGUUAGUACUCUUUAACCUUGGAUGGUAACUCAUCUAAGAUAAAGCAAAUUCUGAAAUCAAACCUGGAGAUAGAGUCCAGUAAGCUUUAUGACAUUGACACAACAAAAAUUCUGACUACUCCUGCAGUGUAGAACACAUAAAGAAACACUUUUUGGUCAUCUACUGCAUCCUGGUCUAUUUCCAGUCAUCUUGACUAAGUCUUGCUAUUAGAUCAAGAAAACAUAAAUGAAAGGACUGCUUUCAAGCUUGUAAAUGAAUGAAAUAGCGAAACGAGGUAUGUGGAAGCUUGAAAUGAGAUAGCAGGACAAAAAACAAGGGCGUUUCGGCAUAAAGCCUUCCUCAGCCAACAAUAGAAAUGAAAAUAUAACAAAGAAAAGAGCACAGCAGACAACUCAAGCAGUAUCCAUUCGUGUCUCCGGAAGUGGGAACUCAGGAAGCGAGAGAAUAUAAAUAUUGACACUGUGAAAAUGUGAAAAACGAAGUCCACACAAUAAUACCAAUGGCACCAUAUCUCCAUAUGGUAUUAAUCAAAUAAUAUCCUACUGAUGUUUCUCUGUUUCCCUAUAUUUCAUCUAUUUUCUUAUUGCUGUGUGUUGAUGUAUCCCUGGAUAUUCUGGUCCAUUAUUAUUGUGGACUUCAUUUUUCACAGUGUCAAUAUUUAUAUUCUCUCGCUUCCUGAGUUCCCACUUCCGGAGACACGAAUGGAUACUGCUUGAGUUGUCUGCUGUGCUCUUUUCUUUGUUAUAUUUUCACUUCUAUUGUUGACUGAGGAAGGCUUUAUGCCUAAACGUCCUUGUUUUUUUGUCCUGUUAUCUCAUUUCAAGCUUCCACAUACCUCGUUUCGCUAUUUCAUUCUAUUAGAUCAAAUAGGCAAAGGACAAAAGAGUGAGGCUGAUGAAUUGAGCUAUUCUCCCUCACUUUAAACAAAAUACAGCUCAAAUCAAGUCGAAUUUUGCCUUGGUCAUCUUUGUAUGCGAAGGAUGAACAAUAAUAUAAACAAUAAAAAUUCAUGGGGACGUAAUUGAGGUUUUCUUUUGCUUUUCAACCCACGAAAUAAUCUAAUAUGUAGGUCACCAAUGAAUUUUUUUUUUUACAUUCUAUAUACCCAAAUAACUUUAUAUUUGCUGACUCAAAGAGUAAUGUUUAAUGUUUCUAAAAAACUUAUUUGGAUGAUAAAAAAGGCCCAACAGUCAGUGUGGGUGUGAGUUGAAGAAAGUAGCACAAUUGUGUAUUCACUGUUGAAAGGUUAAGGUCAUAUUCAUUUAGCUCACAGAAUUCCAACAUUCAUUCCAUUCAUGUGAUUCCUUGUCCAAUUACUCUCAGCAUUUCUAUACUUACAUGUGCCUAAGUUUACACCACAGCAUGUGACAGUUUGACAUUUUGUGGGUUUGAAAGAAAAAAAAAAAUAUAUAUAUAUAUACACACACACACAUGAUUUUUAAUGUAAUUAAAUUUUUUUUUUAACAAUCUUUAUAGACAAUGUUCUGAGUUUAAAUCAAGAUUUUUAAGUGCCUAUUAGUAAUAAAUAUUUGUUGAGCUGUGAGAAAACCAAUGAUGCUAUAGAUAUAUUUCUUUGUUGGAAGACCUUUUUUUGUGUGAACAUUUUCAGAGAUAGUAUUGUAUAAAUUCAUAGCCUGUUAAACAGGCUUCCUUAACACAGGCUCAGCAGCUGUGUAACAGUGUCAUGUAAAAUCACAUUAUGCACAUUUGCCUGCCAGGAACAGAUGUUACCCCUUUUGUUAGUGAAUCAUGGAUGAUACAGGCCAGAACUCCUGAUCAUAGCAUAGUGCUAUUAUGUUUCAAAGUAUGGAUUUUUUUUUUUCUAUUUGGGGAGGAAGAAAAAACAUAUAUUUCUAAAACAAGACAAACAGUACUCAUAUUUUAAUUAAGUCCACAUUUAUUUAAUAAUCCCUCUUAAACACUAACAAUACAAGGUAGAUUGAUGUAAUUAGAGUGUCAUUGUAAAAUUAUAUUGUACUUAAGUAUUAGGGGUCUCUUGUGUAGUUUUCCAAACUUAAUACCAAAAAAAACAAACCAUGAAUGAUCACUGUAACCAAUUUUCUUUGUUGAUCCAAACAUCUUGCCUCAUGGCAUCCCAUCCUAAUUGAAAUUUGGCCUAGGUGCUAUGCACAGAUUUAUAUUGUUGUCUUUUACAUUUUUCUAAACUUCAAUGAUUUUUAGUAAUAAUUAGCUAUUCUACAUACAAAUCUAAGAUAAAUUGUAGUACAACCUUUUAAUUUAAAAAAAAAUGUCAUUACAGUAUUUCUUAUGUAUAUCUGAAAAGAAAGCAUUCACCUUGACAUUAUUUUAUUACACUAUGAAACCAAAGAAUGUUCCUAAAAUGUAAAUAUAUAAACUCUUCACAAACCCGCUGAACAAUUUUUAACUUGUUUUUUUUUUUAAUAAGUGACCAGUUCUACAAGAUUCACACUCUGGUCCACAUUAACUUAGUUCACCCGACUCUUACACCUUAACUCAUCUCUUUACUUGCAGGUGUUGGCAAAUCCUGUCUGCUACUUCAGUUCACAGACAAAAGAUUUCAACCAGUUCAUGAUCUAACAAUAGGUAAGUUUUGAUGAUAAGUGUUUUGUGUGUGCAUUGAUUUUUGGUUUAUGUAAAUUGAUAUUCAAGAUGAUUGCAACCGAAAGGAACAAAAGGUUGAUGCCCAUUGUCUAUGUGAAGAUUUUAAAGCAGCAGAAACAUUGUGUAAGGAUUGAAUAGCUAACAUUGAAAUUGUUGUAUAUUUUAUAUAUUUUUAUUUUUAAAAAUUAAAAAAAUAUAUAUUUUUACUGUUGCAGGUUGUGUUCUUUGGUUAAUCUUUUGAAACAAAAAUCAAUUCUAUUUUUUUAGGUGUUGAGUUUGGGGCGCGCAUGAUAACAAUUGAUGGCAAACAAAUCAAACUCCAGAUAUGGGACACGGUAUGUUCAAAUAAUUAUUUCAUCCCUCCCUUCCCCAAAUGUUUCCAUGAAUUUAAGAAAAAAAGCAACUUAGUACAAAGAAAUAAGAUAAACAUGCAUUUGCAGAAAUUGUUUGGGUUUUCUAUUUUAAUGGUUUGUUUUGAAAUAAAACUAUAAUUUUUAUACCAUUUUAUUUAACUGAAUGCUAUAAAUAAUAUUUGUAGCUAUUUCAAAUGUACUAUUAACUAUAGCAUAAAAAUAAUAUUGCUAAGAAAUAAAAAAAAAAGAAAAGAUUAUUGAAUUCCUGUAGUGUGAUUUACUGAUUAAUAAUAUAUAAUUUUCUAAAACUCUGUAAUUAAUGUUUUUGAUAGAUUUAAGAAAUCUACCGGUCCUUUAGUUUUUAAAAGCAUUAUUUAUUUUUUUUUUAUAGGCGUAUAGUAAAUUUGUAAUAAUGAUGAUAGUAAUUUGUAAUGAUAAUGAUAGUAAUUUGUAAUGAUAAUGAUAGUAAAUUGUAAUGAUAAUGAUAGUAAUUUGUAAUGAUAAUGAUAGUAAUUUGUAAGGUUAAUGAUAGUAAUUUGUAAUGAUGAUGAUAGUAAUUUGUAAUGAUAAUGAUAGUAAUUUGUAAUGAUAAUGAUAGUAAUUUGUAAUGAUAAUGAUAGUAAUUUGUAAUGAUAAUGAUAGUAAUUUGUAUUAAAAAGUGUGAAAGGUAAUCCAAUUCUAAAUAAAUAAUGACAUUAUUUACUGCAACCACUUCUAAGGCUGGACAAGAGUCCUUCAGGUCAAUUACAAGAUCUUAUUACAGAGGAGCUGCAGGAGCACUUCUAGUCUAUGACAUCACCAGGUACGUUUGCUCCUUUUAGUUUGGAUUAUUUAAUGUUAAUAUAUUAAAAUAAUUGUUAAAUUAAUAAAAUUGUGAAUAGUUUUUAAUCUUGUAACAACAUGUACGGAGUGGCUAUUCGCACCCGGGUACCAGAGGGGAGAGGUUGGGAUUAAAAAAACUAUUUGAAAUAUUAUUGUUGGGUUUGUAAGAUAAAAUGAGGUGUCAAAUGAAAGAUAAUUGAAUGGAUUAUAUGUUUGUAAACUUAAUUCUUCAGUUUAACUUUAACUAAAAUAAACUACCACAAAUGACAUCCGAAUAGCAUUUUGUCUUACAAACCCAACAAUAAUAUUUUAAAUAGUUUUUUAAUCCCAAUCUCUCACUUCUGGUACCCGGGUGCAAAUAGUUGCAGCCUAACAUGUAACCUUUAAUCCACAUCAGCAGCUUUUAACUUUAAAAAAUCUUUAAUAAAAAUUCCACUAAUAACCAAAAUUCUAUGAUGCACCAUUAAAAAUGAAAAAUUUUGAUGAGAAGCUGUAUAGCUACCAAUAAUGCUAUAAGCACAGUUUUUCCCUUUAUUUCAUAAUCCAGCUGAUAUAAUUCUUUUAUAUAAAAAUAUUACAACACACCAAUGAAUCUUUCAUGACACACUAGUUGAAAACUGCUGUUCAAUUUCUAUAAAAGUUAGUAUUUUGUUUCAGACAUUCUAUUUUUAUCCUCCACUUUAUUUUAAAUAUUUAUUUGUAAUUGUCCAAUUAUUUUUUUUUUAGACGUGACACUUUUAACCACCUGACAACAUGGUUAGAAGAUGCAAGACAACAUUCAAAUUCUAACAUGGUCAUUAUGCUCAUUGGAAACAAAAGGUAUUUCUAAAUGGAAGUUGUUACUCGAUCGGGGAUCUCAACAAGUUGUUGAAUGUUACACUACACGAAACAUUAAUUACCAUGCCACAGGGGUCUCAAACUCAAAUCAUCCGGGGGUCGCAGGAGGUAGAGUCUGAGUGAGACUAGGCCGCAGCAAGUAUUCCACAAAAAAGCGAUUAAAAAUUUCAAUAAAUUACAACUGUUACAAUCUGGUCAACCUUUAUUAAUAACAUAAAAACAUUAAGGGUUCUCAAGAACUAGGCUUCACGUUCUUCCUCCUAUUCCUUUUUGCCAGAGACCUGGCAUUUGGCCAGAGACGUGGCAGAUCUUCUUCUUUAAUAGCUGAGCAAUAUUUAGCUUGAGUGACGAAGCAACUGUGACUUGUUAAAGUUCAUAGUGGAAAAAGAGCUUUUCACACAGAUAAGUACUCCCAAAAAAGGCACAAGAUCUGCUUGAACAACCUGGAAAUCUCAGGGAAGGUGGAGGACAAUGCUCUCAUAAAAUGACCAUGCCUGUCACUUUUUCCAUUCACCUCCCUGAACUUAGAAUUGCACUGAAGAUCAAUCAGCUCCAUUUGAAGCGCAAAACAUGGGGUGGGGUGGCAUCUUCCACAUUGAAGGGGAAAGAGUUGGCAAAAAUUUUGAAAAGUGGUUCUGUGUGUUUUGUUUUGAUCAAUAUAUAUGUGAUCAAAUUCUUCCUGUAGCUUUGCAAUGGCACCAGUAUACUUACUAGGAAGUUACUACUGAAUGGUGUGCCAAAGUCCAUGAGUACUUUGCAUGUUGGGAAAUUGCAGAGGUUACUCUGAGAACCAUAACAAAUUUUGUGCAGAAUGCCCUGACAUUGUCAUAGGCAACACUGACAAGCGACCCCUGGUCUUGUAACUUCUUGUUGAGUACAUUUAGCUUCUGUGUAAUAUCAAAAAUAAAAGCCAAGUCCAUGAGCCAUUUGGGAUUACUUAGUACAGGAACAACCACCCCAUCCUUCUCCAUGAAGACUUUAAAGGCUAAAACAUAUUCAAACAGUAGACAAGUGCAGGCAAUAUUGAUGUAUUGGAAGAUGCUAUUGUAGGAAAAAUGAAUUUUGCUUUUUUUAUUGUAGAGAAAGCCUUUUUGACUAACCCUAUUUUGAAAGUAACCAAGCUGACAGGCUCGGAAUUUCUCUCACUUGUAAACACUAGCGGCAAUUUCAAUAGGGAUUCUUUGAUAAUGUGUCAGAUUGCUACAAUUUACAUAAUUAUGGUUAUGCAUUACCCACUACCUGACUUUUUAAACUUUUCUCAAAAUUGCACAUGGCCAUGUUUGUCUCAUAAAAUGCUAUAAAAUAAAAACUUUUAGUCUGAUUUAAAAAAGGUUUUUACUAUUAUAAUCAACGUCCAAAUUUAUACAAACAUAAUGAAAAUCAGAAAUGGACUAGUCGGUGAGAUUCGACUUAAACUAUCACGGAGAAUCAUAUUAUAGAUAUGAGAAUGGGGAAAAUGUACGGGCCACAUUAACACUAAACUUUUCUGUCGUGAGUUUGAGACCCCUGCCAUGCCAGCAUCCAACAGCAGCCCUCUAUUUUUUAAAGCUCACAUAAUUCACUUAGAGCUCAAUUAUAUUUUAGAACAGUUUGAUUAACUCGUUAUAUAAUGCUUAUUUUAUCUUGUGUGAACAUUUUGCAAACAUUGUAAAAGUAAUAGUUUAAAAAACUGUUUCUUCACAUCUUUUUAACCCUUUAACUGUCAAGUGCAUUUUUCUGUGGUGUCAAGUCAUUUUUAGCAUUUUCACAUGCUUGUCAAAAAUGUUGAAAUCUCAUACUAAAUGAAUUCAGAGACCCUUACAAGUAAACAUUUUCUUAACAUGCAUUGGACAAGGUGUCUUAUGGUAUGAAAAGAAUUCAUUUUUAUCUUAUGUAUGUUGAUUUUGACCUUACCUUUACAGAGUGAGUAAAAUUGUACUACUCAAUUUCUGAAUUCAACUCAACUUAAUGCUCCAUAAAUUGUUCAAACUAUCAUAAAAUCAAGUUUUUGAGAAACUAGAAAUAAUAUUCUUUCAGAAAAUGUCAAGUUAUAGUUACUUAUAUUGAAAAUGGUAAUAAUGGUGAAUUUUUUUCAUUAGCGUCAUUCAAAUUUCUGUCAUACAAAAUACACUGGGAAAGGCACGAAAUGAGUUUUAAAAUUCCUUUUUAAAUUAAAUGCAUUUUUUUAUUAAUUUAUUAAUUACUACUCCAGAACAUAGACAAACAUAAAUGUCUUUGAAUCUCUUUGGGAUACGUCUUUGUGAUCCAGUUUUUGUCUUUUUUGUUCGAUUUCCAUCCAUUCUCAAACAAAAUUGUCUGUAACAAUACGAUUUAGCUUAAAAUUGUCAAUAUCUUAUCUCGCCAUACCUGAUAGAGCUAAUACAUCAUUACUAGCUUGUGGAUUAUCUUUGAAAUUAUUGCUUUCAUUUUAAUCCAUUUGAAAUUAUUCCAAUAAAGAAAGUCUGUGUUCAUUUCUUAAUCUAGAUGGGGGUCCUCUCCAGCAUCAAACAUGGCGGUAAAAAAAAUUGAUAAAAUUUCACACCCGAUUAAUCACAAAUAAAGCCCCGAUAAAAACACUUGAACACUCGGAAAGUAACGGAAAGCGGAAGGAAACUCAUUUAUAUAGUGAUUUCUGCUUAAUUAACCUGUAUACUUCAAAUUAUUCGCAUGUUUAAAGACGAUUUUAUUAGGGUUUUACGGUCGAUGAUCGGCUGUUUUGACAGUUAUAGAUUUAAAUACAAAAAUUAGGAGAUAUAUUUUGAUGUAAAACACUUAAGAUAUAGAUUGUUAUGUAAAAAUCAGGAUUUAUAUUUCCAUUACAUUAUUUCUUAGUGAUUUGGAAGCCAGGAGAGAAGUGAAGAAAGAAGAAGGCGAGGCAUUUGCGAGGGAGCAUGGCUUGAUAUUCAUGGAAACCUCUGCAAAAACUGCUGCUAAUGUUGAAGAGGUGCAUACAUUUAAUCUUAAAUAAAAAAAUUGGACUGGCCUGUGUCAGGAAUAAGAACAUUAAGAUUUGUAAUCUCCUCUUGUCAGCAUCUAAUUUAUAAAGGGCCGUUUGACUGUAUGUAUGUAUGUAUUUACUUGUGUUAGUUGGUGACAUAAAAACUAAACAAGGGAUCACAACCAAAUUUGACAUGCUCACACCUCCUGACAUAAAUGUGGUUCCUGGAAAGUUUGGUAAAAAUCACAUAGCACAAACUGAUUUUUGAAUGUGCUAAAACUAGGUGACUGUUCAUUCACCGCUGCAUAUUAAUUAUUAUGUAAUAUCUACUAAGGGCAGUGUCCCUAUGUAUGUAUUUACAGGGUUAACACUGGGUAAUAUCUGCUCGUAUGUUAUAUAGAUUAAAUUUUUAUUAAAAGUGCUGAUGAUCAGGUACUUUUUGGUUCAAUUAUGGAACCAAAUUAAUUUUCUGAAAUAUUGAAAGUAUUGAACUGAAAGAAAACAAUAAAAUUUCUUUUAUGUUUGUGCACAUACAACAAUCUAAUGGAUAACAUUCGUGAUAACCACAAAAAUGGGUUUUGUUUAUAAAUGCAGAUAAAAAAUUAAAUUUUUCGGAGCAACAACAGUAAAUGUGUUAAGUGCAUCUAAAUUUAUAUGAUCUAUGAAUUAUGAUCACUUAGUAUUUAAUCAAAGAUGUAUAAACUUUUAUACAAUGUGCAUUUAAUUUUUUGUUUGCACAUGAGUUUAUCAAAAGUGGGAUCGUAAUUUUGUGGUCUUAAAGACCAUUAGUAAUGGGAUGGCACAAGAGAAAAUAAAUAUUGACAAAUAAUCUCCAUGUAAAUGGCACUGCAACCUUUAAGAACAAUGAUCUCUCAUCACUAGGCUUUUAUCAACACCGCCAAAGAAAUCUACCAAAAGAUACAGGAUGGUGUAUUUGAUAUCAACAAUGAGGUAAACAAAAUUAUUUUAAUUUGUUAUCAAGUUAAUAUGAUCCUUCUAAUAGAAUAUAUUCUCUCUCAUAAGGCCAAUUUCCCACUUCCACAUCUUCAUCUUUGUUUACUCAGUCCCCUGUGGCACAAAGGCCAUUAAUAAAACUCUUUCUGAAUUUCCCUGAUUUUAAAUCUUUACCUUUCAGUUCUUGCUAAUUCCUUGUCUAAACUUUCCUAGCUCUUCCAGUGAAGUCACUUCCUUCCUUGUCCAAGUUUUACUAGUUUUUCCAGUGAUGUUACUUCCUUGUCCAACUCUCAUUUGGCCAUUUUAAUGACAGCUAGUACCUUGCCCAAUUCUCUCCUGUUCACUUCAAUGAUAGCCAGUACCUUGCUCAACUAUCUCCUCCUAGAUGGCCUUGAUAUUCUUCCUCCCACACAAAUGAAGAAAAGCAUUUAUUUUUGCUACCUUCUAAACAAGUGCUACCUAUUUAAUUUUCUUUCCUUCUUGCUUUGAUCCAGAUAUUAUUCUUAGCAAUCUCUUAUAUUCUUAAUUAUACAUCUUCAUAUUUCCCAGGCUAAUGGCAUCAAAAUUGGACCCCAGCAUUCGCCAGCCAGUCAGAGUUUGAAUGUGGGGGGAUCUGGUGGAAACCAAGGGGGAAACUGCUGUUAAAAAGGGGAUGGAACAAGUCUCAUUGGGAGGAAUAACACAGGCUGCCACAUGGAAUCAGAGGCAAGCAGUUCCAAAAAAUAAAUGAAGACUCUGCAUUGGUCUUUCUUUGGAUCUAAAACCUCUUUGUUAUUUUUCACAAAUGUUUCCACUUAUUUAUUGGAUAAAAAAAAUACCCUUAAAAAAUGAAUGGCAGUCCGAUGGUAUAAUAUUUGAUUGGGCCUAUUUGUUUCAGAUCGUUCACUUGGUCUGAAUUCAACUUGAAUUAGGAGAAUCAAUCAUCUCUUUUGUUUCUGUGGUUAUAUUUCUAUGGGUUUUAUUUUAUGGGGAACUGAAUUUUGUGACUCCAAAGUUAGCCAUCACUUGUGAGGAAAAUCUGGCUGCAAUUUUCUUUCACAUGUUUUGCUGAAGAAAAAGAAAAAAUAGCUCAUUAUAUUUUGGGGAAUACACAUCUUAUGUUUAAAAGUAUGACAAUUUACUUGAUACAUAACAAAUGCAUGAAUUAUAAAUGAUUAUUUUUAUUGUUAACAUGUGACUUUCAAAAAAUGUUUUCUACACAACUAAUAAAUUUUGUUUGUCCAUGGUUAGAAAAAACAAUUCCAAAAAGCUUGCUAUGCACUCAAGGCUUCAGUAUCUUCAGUCUGUUGAAGAAGUUAAUUGUUUCUCAUAAAAUUAGUCUUAAAAUUUAAACUGUCUAUAAAAUAUUUUUGAGAAUGGCUGUUAUGUCAAAUGCUACAUUUGAAAUGGACAGAAAAAUAACAUGGUUGUGAAAGAGUUGAAUUUGAACAAAUUCAAAGACUAUUCAAAGACUAAAAAAUAAACUCAGAAGAAAAAACUUUUAAAAAUAGAUAAGGAAGUGUCUCUCUUCUGUAAAAAGGGACAGAAAAAUAAGCACCAUUCUUAUACCAACCAUGUUUUUUUAUUAUUUAAAAAUGGCAUGCCUUUGUCUCCUCAGUGCAGUUGAAUGUAAAGAUAUUGUUUGUUUCAGUUCUUCUUUGGUCCAGCUGUUAAUUUUGUACAUUUAGAUGUAUAAGCUAUAAACUACAUUUAUCCUAUUAGCAUUGGACACUAAAUGAAUCAUUCACAUGGUGUUGAGAUGUUAUCAUUUACUGAUUUGGAUUAAAGGGAUUGAAGAUACUAUGUGUGCUGAGAACAUUUUUUUUCUUAUCAUUUCUCUCUCUUACUCUGUCAUUCUCAAUUUUAAAAAUAUUUAAAAUGUUUAAAAAAUGACAAGUUCUAUCCAAGUAAAUUCAAUUAAUUUAAAUCGUCUCUACUUUUUUUUGAGAUUUGCAUUAAUUCAUUUUUGUUGUUGCUUAAUUAUAUCUUGUACAAUUCACAAAUUCAUUAUACAUUACUUAGACUUCUAAAUUAAAAAAAAAAUUAACCCACGUUUUAAUUAAUUACAUUUUACAAAAUUUACAUAUGUGAAAUUACUGUUAAAGAAAACUUAUUUUAUAUAGUGGUUAAGAAAAUUAAAACUCAGUUGAGAUCAGUUUGCAAUGGUUGUUAAUUUGAUUGAAUACUAUAUAAUUAUUUCAUCUGUGAACAAAUAAACCAGUUGCAAAAAAUUAACUUAAAUGGAUGAGAUAAAAGUUUCUUUAACAGAAGUUAUAUUUAGAAAUGGAAGCACUUCCAAAAGCUGGGCUCUUUUGUAUAUAAUCACAAGCUGAUUGUCAGAGUAUAAGUAAUUUGUCUGCACCUAAACCAUUCCACAUUUCAUUUGCAAUAUGUCAUACAAAUAGCAGUAAGGAAGAACACUCAUCCAAUCAAACAGUUUGGGGUGGGGAAUUUUACUUAACAUUUGCUCUAAAAGUUAAUAAAUUUAUUUGAUGUUAGACUUAGUGACCAUGGGCUAGAAAUAACCUUUUAUACUGUAAUGAAUCUCUUCAGUGUGAUAAUUAUCAAAGUAAUAUGUAUACAAAGUUCAGCUUUGAGGUUUCAGGAACAAGCUAUUUAAUAAACAGAAUUUAAUUUAAUCAAAUAACUCUCAGACUCACACAAAGUAAUAAUUGAAUUACUAUUAAUUUUGUGUAAUAUAUAUUUUUUCAUAAACAAAAAAUUAUUUUUUACAAAAGGGAAAAUGGAAACAAAUAACAUUUACGUGUUGUUUUUUUUUUCAAUAAUUUUGAUGGUUAAUUUUAAAUUUAUUUUUUUAGCAUUUAAUCGGGUUCAUAUUUCAUUGCUGUGAUUUAUUUCUUGUUUACAUAAAUAUGUUUGGUUGCCCUCAUACUGAACUGAUCAUGACAUCACUACUAGCUGUAACUGUUGUGCUCUUGCCGUUGUGUUGUGUGUAUAUUGUGUCAAGUACAAAUCUCUGUAUCCGGCACUAUUUUAUUUAACCUCCCUUCCCAAUAGGCAAGAAAAAUAUUGGAAACUUAAAAAUGUAACAGCUAAUAUCUUUUCCUCAAUUUUAUUAGCAGGCUUUAAUUGGGAUCUUAAUUAAUUUGUGUAAGCGCCGCGCCCCCACCCCUUCUUUUAGAAAAAAAAACAACAGAUCAAUAACCAAAGUUAUUCUUGUUAUGCACAUUUAUUGUUACAAUCUUUCAAAAUAUCUCAGUUUAUAUGAAUUAUUAGCCACUUAGCUUUAAAAAUUAAAAACAAAUGCAGUGUGACUUUUAACUUAAUCUUAUAGCAUGUGUAUUUUAAUAGUGGUGGUAAUUAAAUACAGGAAGGCCUUGUACAGGAGUAAGCUUAUUAAUACUUUGAAGUGCAAUAUUUGGAUGUGGAAAAAGAUGGGGCUGAUUUUUGUCAUGAAAGUUUUUUAAAACUUUGGCUAUUUGUUUAAUACAGUGUUGUUCAUUUAGUCCCAUGUACUCAUUUCAUUUUGUAUACUUUCACUAGCCAAUUUUAUGAUUGUGUACAUGCUGGAGUGAUUGCUAAUGCAGAUUUUUCAAUUUCAUUUCUGUUUGCUGCUUCUGUUCAAACGUUCUCUUUUCUAUAAGAUUUUGAAGGGGAAAAAAAACAUCUUUUUAUCGUUCAUGAUUAUUUUAGCAAGAUUUUAGUUGUAGGGAGUGAAGUAAAAAUUGAUUAUUGUGAUAAACUUCUGUAAUAAACUUUAUUGUAAAAACAUUUUGUGCAGAUUAUUUAUAGGAUUGAUUUAUGCCAUUCAACAAAUAUUUAUUUCUCAAAACAAAAAGUAGUUCAAGUGUUUAGUUCUAUACAAAAUUAACAAAAAUCGUUUUUGAGGAAAAGAUGCAAAAUAAAUUUACAUCUUUAUUUGCUCAUCAUAAAUAAGCUUAAGUAAAUUUUAGGGACAAUUAACCUCAGGGUAAAAUUUGUAAUAUUAAUAUAUUUAAAGAACUGCUUAAAAUGCUUGUAGUUUUAACUGUGGAAAAUGUUUUUAAAAAAUUAACCUCUAACUUUUGAUACAUAUAUUGUCUUUUCAACAAACUAGCACAUGAGAGAGAUACAACUUUGCAGUAUGAACUAUUUGAUUCACUUGCCAGAGAGGAGACAAACAAAUAUCUCAAGUCAUACCAGAAGAACAUACAUUUUUUGAGGUAGUGUUGCGCUUAGAGUAUUGACUCUCCAAGUCUAUUAUGACUGCUGAUACUUCAUGUCCAACAAAACAGAAUGUAGCUAUCGGUAAAGGAAAAUAGGAAUUUGGUUUCAAAUGACUUUGAAGAAGUUGAGACUGCCAGGCAUUGCCAAGGCUAAGUUAUAGUUGUCAGUUGUUGGCAUGACACAACAAAGAGUGGGUCUACAUGCAUGGUUGUGUCUCAACCAGUCACAUUGUCACAAUUCAACUAUGAUUUACUGCAAUAUUUAUAAAAUAAUAAAAUGUCUGUAGAAACCUAGCUGGCCACCUUUUAGAGGAGUUUUUUUAAAGUGACUUCUAACAGGCCCUUUAAUCAACAUGCACAAAUGUAAUAUAUAUCGCAUAAUCAAGUUUUACACUAAAAAACAACAAAACAUCCCUUAUUGUUAACCCAUAAUGCAAAGUAUGAAUCAUGUGCUGUCAAUUUAUUUUGUUUCUAGUGAUCCUGUUAAUUUUUUUUUUAUUACCUCUAAAGAUAUUGUUAGCUAAUUAUUGUAAUAUGUGUUUAGCCCACUUGUGUAGUUUCUUGUUUGUUAAAUUUUAAAGGAGAGAAUGGGCAUGUGGGGAACUCAAUGGAGCUCUGUGAAUUUGAAUAAAUUCUGUGAAAUACUAAC
This is a messenger RNA of Lymnaea stagnalis (great pond snail), 20153 nucleotides long. NCBI's taxonomy places the organism in Eukaryota, Metazoa, Mollusca, Gastropoda, Lymnaeidae. The record is from the annotation of a GenBank genome assembly.